UGUGGGGCUGAGGUGUUCCCAGGGCAGCAGUGGCAUCAGCUGCAGCAGGCCCCACGCUGGAGUCCCUCUCCCUUUGAAGCCAGCACCCAUCAGGAGAAGCCAGCCCCGGGACAGGGAGUGGUGGCAAAGCACACAACAGGGCUUUGUUCUGCCUUGUCCUGCCCCAGGACAGAGCAGCUUUCCUGAGGCCCAAGAACUCCAUGGCCUCACAGGUGUCACAAGCCAGCCACAAGUGCACUUCUACCCCAGACAGAGUCUGUGGGAGUCAGAGCAGAGUCAGCAGGUAACCCCAGGACAGGGAGCACCAGGACCAAGACCACCUAGACCCAAUUCAGCCAUGGGCUCAGGUUCACCUUGGUCCCUGCCAGGGGCUCUAUGACAGCCCAGGCCUAGCACAGGCCUGUCCCAGCUCUGCCCUCUCAGUGCCUGCAUCUGGCCUGAGAUAUUCUUGUUCUCCUGACCUGGCCAGGCCCCUUCACUACCCACAGCAGUCCCAGGAUGGAUCCUGUACGUGGACCUCUCUUGAGUCUGGCCUUGCCCUGAGCCCCAGCACCAGCUCUGGCCCUGGCACUCCUGCCCAGAUCUGGCCCUCGUGGGACCUCCUGCACAUCUUGUAGAACAGAUUGGGGCAAUAAUCAACAGACACUUCAGGGGCAGAAUUUUCUUCUAAGACAGAGGUCUGAGAUGGACCAGAUCUCUUGCAUUUUCUCAGCAGAGGCACUUCCCUCAACAACUGGCUCCCUAAGGCCCAUGUUUCCUCAGGACUGGUGAUGAAUACACAUCCACAGCCUGGAGAGCACCAGCCAACACUUUUCUUGGCACAUCUGAACUCUGCAAGGUUUUGACUCCUAUGGCUUCCCUCCAAACAGUGCUCCCUUUCCUGAAGAGUCAUGACCUUUUUAAGCACAUUUCUAUGGAUAUUGCUUCCCAGAAGAAGCUCUGUGGUAUCCCUCCUCCAUGGCCUGUGGGUAUGACUGUGUCUUUGCCCUGCACCACUGCAAAAAGGACUUUAUUUUUGAACAGAUUUGCAAACUUAAUUCUAGCAAUCCAGAUGAAAAAUUAUUGGAUGUUGAUGCUUUUUGAAAAAUAUGAAGGUGGAUCUUUCCCAUGACCAGCUACCCAAAAUGUGUUUCAGAAGAUUCAGACUAGCAUCUCUUGCAGCAAUUUUCCCUAAUGUGUUCUUUAAAUAAGUGUGGAAGUGUAUGAUCUUUCAGAUCAGACCAGGUCAGGCUGCUUUACCCCACUCCACUGUGUUUUUUAAUUGCAUAUUAAAAAUAAAAAAGUUUUAAUUUUUAUUUAAUACAACUUCCUUACCCACUCCACAAACCUUAUAGUUAAAGGGGUUGAAAUGGAUGACCUUUUAAAUGUCCCUUCUAAGCUAAACCAACCUAUGCCUUCUUGAUUCUUUGAAUAUCUUAGUCUCACCAGGACACAUUACAGGGUGUGCCACUGCAUUUAGGGAUUUUUCUUUUAUUAGGUGCUGUAUGUUAUACUUCUCAGCCAUCAUCAGUCACUUUCAGUUGCUCCCAGAAAACCUGGUUGUUGUCCCAUGACAGAAGAUGUGACAAUCAUCACGGGCUUCCAUAAUAACACUUGAGUCUCUCAGUGUUCUUUGGCUCAAUAGGCCACAAGACUGAAAAGCACACUGGACUAAAUGAAGCAGACUGGACCCUUUAAUGCCAUCUUACUUGUAUAAAAAACUUCCAUUGUUCUCCCAAGAAGAAAUAUAUUUGUGCUGCCCUUGUUUACCCAGGAGCAAUUGAUCAUUCUUACAAUACUGCAGAUGCUGCCUUUCAGAGGGACUUUGACAGGCUGAAGAAGUGGCCUGACAGGAACCUCCUGCAGUUCAGCAUGGGGAAGGGCAAAGUCCUGCAUGUGGGGAGGAACAACCCUGUGCAUCAGUAUGUGUUGGGCACCCCUCAGCUGUAAAGCCCUUUUGCAGAAGAAGACCUGGGUUGAUGAUGAGCCAACAAUAGGUCCUUGCCUCAAAGAAAGCCAGAAGUGUUCUGGGCUGCAGUGGAAGGAGUGCUGCCACAAGGUCCAGGAAGAAGACUGUUCCUCUCUAUCCAACACUGGUGAGGGUGCUCUUGGCAUACUGGUUCCUGUUGUAGACUCCCCAGUACAAGGGGGCUAUGGAAGUGCUGGAGAGAAUUCAAUGAAGGGACAAAAAGAGGAUGAAUUAACUCAUUUACAGGAGCAUCUUUCCUAUAAGGAAAGGUUGAGAGAGCUGGGACUCUUCUUUACAGAGAAGAAAAGGCUUAGAUGAAUUUUACUAACAUAUAUAAACACCUGAAAGGAGGGUGUGGUGCUUUGACACUGGCUGGAUGCCAGAUGCCCACCAAAGCUGUUCCAUCACUCCCUCUCCUCAGCUGGACAGAGGAGAGAAAAUACAAGAGGCUUCUGGGUGUAGAUAAGGACAGGAAAGAUCACUCAUCAAUUACCCUCAUGGGAAAACCCAACUCAGAUUGGGGAAAUUAAUUUGAUUUAUUGCAAUCCAGUCAGUGUAGGGUAAUGAGAAAUGAACCUAAAAUCUAAAACCGCCUUCCCCCCCACUGCUCCCUUCUUCUUCAGCUCAACUUCACUCCUAACUUUCUCCUCUCCAAAGGGAUAGGGAUUUGGAGUUGAGGUCAGUUCAACACCUCUCUGCAGCUCUUUUCUCCUUCGGGGAAGGAACUCUCACACACUUCCCCUGUGCCAGCAGAGGCUGUCUCCCAUGUACCCCCUAAACUUCUCCAGUUCUUCACAAGUCCUGCCGGCAAACCUGUGCUAGCAUGGGCCUGUCACUCACAGAACCACAGGUCCUAACAGGAGCCUCAUUCAGCAUGAGCUUUUAUGGAGUCACCUGGAGCACCUACCUCCCCUCUUCACUGAGACUGGUGUCUGCAGAGUUGUUUCUCUCACAUCUUCUCUCACCUCUCUUCUGGCUGCUGUUCCACGCUAGGUGUUUUCUCCCUUCCUAAACAUGUUAUCCCAGAGGUGUUUCCACCACUGCUGAUGAGCUGAGCCUUGGCCAGUGGUGGAUCAGUCUUAAAUCCAUCUGGUGUUGGCUCCCCCACAACCAAAACCUUGCCAUGCAACCCAAAUCCAGAGGGUGCAAGGCAAACAGAGCCAGGCACUUCUCUGAGGUGCCCAGUGAUGGGACCACAGGAAACAAGCACAGGGCUGGAACACUGGAAGCUGUGUGUGAAACAUAGGAAAGCCACCUUAUUGUUGAGGGUGACCAAGCACUGGCUCACAUUGCCCAGAUGAAUUGAGGAUUCUCCCUCCUUGGAGCUAUUGGAAGGACAUAAGGAGAGCUUUAGGAGCAAGAAAAUGAAACCCAACAGUGCAGCCCAAAUGCCCGAGAUUCUGAACACAAAUGAACACUGGAGCAAGUUGGGAGGCAUGGAGGAAAGAGACAUGGCAUAUCAUUUUGCAAUGGUAUCAUGGCAUAUCUUUGGGUGACCAGUCAAGGGUGGAAGAGCUGAGAGAAGCUGUGCCCCUUCCAAUCAACAAGGCCACAGGCAACACCACUAGUGAGCUCCAGGCCAACCUCAUUUCCCUGCACUGCCCCCAUCCAGCAGUUAGCAAAGGAUUCCACAGACACUGACACAUUCCUGCCCUGGAAAUCCUGAGGCAUCUCAAUCUCAGCGCUCAGAAGAAGCCUCUAUGAAGAAAUGUCUAUGACAUAAGCCAGGAAAUGAAAAGGUGGCAACAUGGAAAACAAGCACCGAGCCCAUGUCAUUAUCUGGCAUGUUUUCCAUACAACAUGAGCACCUUAGGAAAUUAUCACUUUCAUAAGCCACCUUUGGGCCUGGGGCAACUCAGAGUGACUAUAAAAGCCAGCCCGACUUCAUGCUCUCUCAUCCACUUCUCCUGCCUCCUUCUCCUUGGGACCCAGGUACAUCUUCAGCCCCAAGACAUGUCCUGCUACAGCCCGUGCCGUCCCUGCCAGCCCUGCGGCCCCACCCCGCUGGCCAACAGCUGCAAUGAGCCCUGUGUCAGGCAGUGCCAGGACUCCACCGUGUUCAUCCAGCCCUCUCCUGUGGUGGUGACCCUGCCUGGCCCCAUCCUCAGCUCCUUCCCACAGAACACCGUGGUGGGAUCCUCCACCUCGGCUGCUGUUGGCAACAUCCUCAGCUCUGAGGGAGUGCCCAUCAACUCCGGGGGCUUUGACCUCUCCUGCAUCACCAACCGCUACGGUGGCAGCAGAUAUCGUCCAUGCUAAAGCCACUGGUGCAGCCUUCACAAGGACCCCCAGGAACCCAGAAGCUGAUGCUGGACUGAGGACAAAGCUCCUGGCCAUUGAAUUCAGAGGUGCUGAGCAACCAAUGCUGCCCUACUGAAGGAGGGCAGGUGGGGCUCUCUGAAACGAUGGCCAGUGUUUGCUUUCCCUGCCUUACUCUCUCUUCCACCUCUCUCUUGUCUUCCAUACUUCUGGACUGUAAGACUUUCAGAGCCUCUCUGGGGGAUCUGCUAACCCCUGCCCACUGUAGGGCAGGCAGAUGGAUGUCCCGUUGUCUCUCCAGUGGC
Molecule: messenger RNA, 4512 nt
Organism: Vidua macroura (Pin-tailed whydah)
Lineage: Eukaryota; Metazoa; Chordata; Aves; Passeriformes; Viduidae
Product: feather keratin Cos1-2-like
Cellular component (GO): intermediate filament
Molecular function (GO): structural constituent of cytoskeleton
Source: RefSeq, a predicted model, not a curated record